This is a messenger RNA of Drosophila subpulchrella, 2136 nucleotides long. Its product is annotated as replication protein A 70 kDa DNA-binding subunit. Gene Ontology annotation, cellular component: nucleus. The transcript has 4 exons. Gene Ontology annotation, biological process: DNA recombination; DNA repair; DNA replication. Bases 100 to 1908 code for a protein of 602 amino acids. The record is from RefSeq and is a predicted model, not a curated record. Gene Ontology annotation, molecular function: DNA binding. Lineage: Eukaryota; Metazoa; Arthropoda; Insecta; Diptera; Drosophilidae.
CAGCCCUUCCCGCGUCUUCUAGCUUCACUUUGCUCCCAGCCCUCGACGCACGAAUUAUUUUUGCUUGUGAAAUUGUCCAAUUGUUUGUUAACAAUCAAAAUGGUACUGGCAACUUUGUCCUCGGGAGUAAUUGCUCGCAUUAUGCACGGCGAGGUCGUGGAUGGCCCGGUGCUUCAGAUCCUGGCGAUCAAGAAGAUCAACAGCACUGCGGAUGCGGAGCGCUAUCGCAUCCUGAUCUCCGACGGCAAGUACUUCAACAGCUAUGCCAUGUUGGCCAGCCAACUGAAUGUGAUGCAGCACAACGGAGAACUAGAAGAGUUCACCAUCGUCCAGCUGGACAAGUAUGUUACCUCCAUGGUGGGCAAGGACGGAGCUGGCAAGCGCGUCCUUAUCAUCUCCGAGUUGACUGUCCUAAAUCCUGGCGCCGAGGUCAAGUCCAAAAUUGGCGAACCCGUAACCUAUGAGAAUGCCGCCAAGCAAGACCUGGCGCCCAAGGCAGCAUCUAAUCCCAAGCCCGCCGCCAAAAAGGAACCGGCCCACAACAACAACAAUAACAAUGUUACAAUGAAUGCAUCGAUAAACAGCGGAAUGACUCAUCCGAUUUCCAGCCUGAGUCCUUACCAAAACAAGUGGGUGAUCAAGGCUCGCGUGACGUCCAAGUCAAGUAUUCGAACCUGGAGCAAUGCCCGCGGCGAGGGCAAGCUGUUCAGCAUGGAUCUAAUGGACGAAUCUGGAGAAAUUCGUGCCACUGCCUUCAAGGAGCAGUGCGACAAGUUCUUCGACCUCAUCCAAGUGGACAGCGUCUACUACUUCUCCAAGUGCCAAUUGAAACCGGCUAACAAACAGUACUCGUCGCUUAACAAUGCCUACGAGAUGACCUUUACGGGUGAAACAGUUGUCCAGUUGUGCGAGGAUGCCGACGACGAUCCGAUUCCAGAAAUCAAGUACAACCUUAUUCCCAUUUCCGAGGUGUCUGGCAUGGAGAACAAGGCGGCAGUGGAUACCAUUGGCAUUUGCAAAGAGGUGGGCGAGGUGCAGUCCUUUGUGGCCCGUUCAACAAACAAGGAGUUCAAGAAGCGAGACAUUACGCUGGUGGACAUGAGCAAUUCGGCCAUCAAUCUCACCCUCUGGGGCGAUGAUGCAGUUAACUUUGACGGUCAUGUGCAGCCCGUUAUCCUAGUCAAGGGAACGCGCAUCAAUGAGUUUAAUGGCGGGAAAUCCUUGAGCCUCGGAGGUGGCUCCAUCAUGAAGAUUAACCCAGACAUCCCAGAGGCCCACAAGCUGCGCGGCUGGUUCGACAACGGAGGUGGUGACAAUGUCGCCAACAUGGUAUCCGCACGAACGGGUGGAGGCAACUUCUCCACCGACUGGAUGACGCUAAGGGAUGCGCGGGCCCGCAACCUCGGUAGCGGCGACAAGCCCGACUACUUCCAGUGCAAGGCGGUGGUGCAUAUCGUCAAGCAGGAGAAUGCCUUCUACCGCGCCUGUCCACAAAGCGACUGUAACAAGAAGGUGGUCGACGAGGGCAAUGACCAGUACCGCUGCGAGAAAUGCAACGCUCUGUUCCCCAACUUCAAGUACCGACUGCUUAUCAACAUGAGCAUUGGCGACUGGACUUCCAACCGCUGGGUUAGCAGCUUCAACGAGGUUGGCGAGCAGCUUCUCGGACACACUUCGCAAGAAGUUGGCGAGGCCCUUGAGAAUGAUGCUGCCAAGGCCGAGCAGAUUUUCUCCGCCCUCAACUUCACUUCCCACAUCUUUAAGCUGCGCUGCAAGAAUGAGGUGUUUGGAGACAUGACCCGCAACAAGCUCACCGUGCAGUCCGUGGCCCCCAUCAAUCAUAAAGAGUACAACAAGCACUUGCUCAAAGAGUUGCAGGAGCUCACCGGCAUUGGCUCCUCAAACUAAUUUCCAUGCGCAGCGCGCUUACCAUAAAUCAUAAAAUAAGAACAUAAGCUAUUCAUUAAAUUACCUAAGUUAUUUCCAAAUAUUGUGAAUUGGGUAUUAUCUCAACUACUUUUUGUUCGAAAUUUAUAUGCCAUCAAUCCGUAUUUAUAAUUGUUGAAAUGCAUAAAUCUGUAACUCGAUAUUAGAGACUACCCAAUAAUUAUAAUAAAUAUUACUUACUGCAUUGGA